Notolabrus celidotus (New Zealand spotty) is the source of this 1787-nucleotide messenger RNA. RefSeq names its product carnosine dipeptidase 2 (gene cndp2). Lineage: Eukaryota; Metazoa; Chordata; Actinopteri; Labriformes; Labridae. The transcript has 12 exons. Gene Ontology annotation, cellular component: cytosol. The record is from RefSeq and is a predicted model, not a curated record. Bases 226 to 1650 code for a protein of 474 amino acids. Gene Ontology annotation, molecular function: metallodipeptidase activity. Gene Ontology annotation, biological process: proteolysis.
CAAUCCUUUGCUAUAUGACACAUUCAAAUAGCCACUUUGUACAUUUACCAGAGGGGUGAAGUCUCUUCUCUUUGGUUAAAACUCAAGUUAAGAAAAAAAAUACAGAUCGUGUCAGCUACGUGUCGGCAUCUGGAGGAAACAGAGGAAGUGUGUGUCAGGUGAGGAGCGUCACAUGUAGACAUCAGCUGGACGGAGAUAAAACACGAACUCCUGUCACUGGCAAAAAUGGCUCAUCUACCAACACUUUUCAAGUAUGUGGACGAACACCAGGAUCUGUAUGUUAAGCGCCUGGCAGACUGGGUGGAGGUCCAGAGUGUGUCUGCCUGGCCAGAGAAACGGGGGGAGAUCAAGAAGAUGAUGGAGAUGGCAGCCAAGGACAUUGAGAAGCUGGGGGGAACAGUGGAGAUGGUGGACAUCGGCAAACAGACGCUCCCCUCUGGAGAAGAGAUCCCCCUCCCUCCUAUCGUCCUGGGUCGUUUGGGGUCCGACCCGGGCAAGAAGACCGUGUGUAUCUACGGCCAUCUUGAUGUCCAGCCAGCACACAUAGAUGACGGCUGGGAUACGGAGCCUUUCACUCUGGUGGAGAAAGACGGUAAACUCUAUGGCAGAGGCUCCACAGAUGACAAGGGUCCAGUGUUGGCCUGGUUCAACUGUAUUGAAGCCUACCAGAAGAUCCAACAGGAGCUUCCCAUCAACAUCAAAUUCUGCUUUGAGGGAAUGGAAGAGUCUGGAUCUGAAGGCCUGGAUGAGCUGGUGUUUGCCCGUAAAGACACCUUCUUAAAGGAUGUGGACUAUGUCUGCAUCUCUGACAACUACUGGCUGGGCAAGACCAAACCCUGCAUCACCUACGGUCUGAGAGGAAUCUGCUACUUCUUUGUCGAGGUGAAGUGUGGUGACAGAGACCUGCACUCAGGCGUGUUUGGUGGCUCUGUCCACGAAGCCAUGACCGACCUGAUUGCACUCAUGGGCUCUCUGGUUGACAAGAAGGGGAAGAUUCUGGUUCCUGGUAUGAACGACGACGUGGCCCCUCUGACAGAUGAUGAGAAAAAGCUGUAUGAGAAGAUCGACUUUGACUUGGAUGAAUACUGCAAAGAUGUUGGAGUUGGACAGCUGCUUCAUGACACCAAGGAGAAAAUCCUGAUGCACCGCUGGAGAUACCCAUCUCUUUCUCUUCAUGGUAUUGAGGGAGCUUUUGCUGAAGCAGGGGCCAAGACUGUGAUUCCCCGCAAGGUUACUGGCAAGUUCUCCAUCCGCCUUGUCCCUGACAUGGACCCCAAAGUUGUGGAGAAGCAGGUUAUCAGCCACCUGGAGAAGAAGUUUUCUGAACUGGGAAGUCCCAACAAGCUGAAUGUUUACAUGGGCCAUGGAGCUAAGGCCUGGGUGUCUGACUUUAACCAUCCACACUACAUGGCUGGCCGAAAGGCCAUGAAGACAGUCUUUGGCGUGGAGCCUGACCUGACCCGUGAAGGUGGAAGCAUCCCUGUCACCCUGACAUUCCAGGAGGCUACAGGUCGUAAUGUCAUGCUGCUCCCUGUGGGAUCCUCUGAUGAUGGAGCUCACUCCCAAAAUGAAAAGCUCAACAGAAUCAACUACAUUCAGGGAGUCAAGAUGCUGGGUGCAUACUUCCAUGAGGUUUCCCAGCUGGAAUGAAGCAAUGCAUUAGUAUUAAAAUGUAAAAUAUGUCCAUCCUCACUAUCAGAACCAUAACCCUUGUGGUAUGAUUUACCUUCCACGGUUAAUAGUUUUAUACCCACCGCCUCCUAAUAAUAAAACCCUUUUCUUUGUUA